Rhinolophus ferrumequinum (greater horseshoe bat) is the source of this 2754-nucleotide messenger RNA. RefSeq names its product Bardet-Biedl syndrome 2 (gene BBS2). Gene Ontology annotation, biological process: non-motile cilium assembly. The transcript is spliced from 17 exons. The record is from RefSeq and is a predicted model, not a curated record. Gene Ontology annotation, cellular component: membrane; BBSome; neuron projection. The coding region runs from base 227 to 2392 and encodes 721 amino acids. Lineage: Eukaryota; Metazoa; Chordata; Mammalia; Chiroptera; Rhinolophidae. Gene Ontology annotation, molecular function: protein binding.
AAGGGGGAGCCUCCACCGCGCAGCAUCAGAAGCAGCUGGGCGGGUCUGCGCAGCCGCAGCAGUAGCCAGCGGCCGGCGAGGGGGGGCAUCUCGGUCGCGCGCUGUUUUGCUCCCGGCUUGAGGCCGCUGGAGCCAAGUUGGUCUGGUCCCUGCGCCCCUCACUGCGGCAGGUGAGGCUGGUUCCGCUGUUCCUGCCUCGGGCCGCGAGGCGUCUUCCGCCGCCGUCAUGCUGCUGCCCGUGUUCACCCUGAAACUGCGCCACAAAAUCAGCCCCCGCAUGGUGGCCGUAGGGCGCUACGACGGGACUCACCCGUGCCUGGCGGCCGCCACCCAAGCGGGCAAGGUUUUUAUUCACAAUCCUCAUACACGGAGCCAGCAUUUCAGUGCAUCCAGGGUCUUCCAGAGCCCCCUGGAGUCUGACGUUUCGCUUCUCAACAUUAAUCAGGCAGUCAGCUGCCUGACUGCAGGAGUACUGAACCCUCAACUUGGCUAUGAUACUCUUUUAGUGGGGACACAGACUAAUCUUUUGGCUUACGAUGUCUACAAUAAUUCAGAUUUGUUCUACAGAGAGGUAGCAGAUGGGGCCAACACAAUUGUGUUGGGGAUUCUGGGAGACAUUUCCUCUCCUCUUGCAAUUAUUGGUGGGAAUUGUGCUCUGCAGGGUUUUGAUCAUGAAGGAAAUGAUCUCUUUUGGACGGUUACUGGAGAUAAUGUUCAUUCCUUGGCCUUGUGUGACUUUGAUGGUGAUGGGAAGAAAGAGCUUCUUGUUGGAUCUGAGGAUUUUGACAUCCGAGUUUUUAAAGAAGAUGAGAUUGUGGCAGAAAUGACAGAAACAGAGAUAAUCACCUCUCUUUGCCCCAUGUAUGGUAGUCGAUUUGGUUAUGCCCUUUCCAAUGGCACAGUUGGAGUUUACGACAAAACAGCCCGAUACUGGAGAAUUAAAUCCAAAAAUCAUGCCAUGAGCAUUCAUGCUUUUGACCUUAAUUCUGAUGGAGUCUGUGAACUGAUAACUGGUUGGUCCAAUGGGAAGGUUGAUGCUCGAAGUGACCGAACUGGGGAGGUCAUCUUCAAAGACAACUUUUCUUCUGCAAUUGCUGGAGUGGUCGAGGGAGAUUAUCGGAUGGAUGGCCAUGUCGAGUUAAUCUGCUGCUCAGUGGACGGAGAAAUCCGGGGCUACCUGCCAGGCACGGCUGAGACGAGAGGGAACCUCAUGGACACCAGCAUAGAGCAGGAUUUGAUCCGAGAGCUGAGUCAGAAAAAACAGAAUCUGUUGCUGGAACUCCAUAACUAUGAAGAAAAUGCCAAGGCUGAACUGAGCAGUCCACCCAACGAGGCGGAUGGGCAGCGGGGCGUCAUCCCAGCCAACACAAAGCUCCACACCGCCCUCUCAGUCAAUCUGGGGAACGAGACUCAGGAUGCUCACGCAGAACUCUGCAUUUCUACGUCGAAUGACACCAUCAUCCGAGCGGUGCUGAUCUUUGCUGAGGGAAUUUUUCUAGGUGAAAGCCACGUGGUACACCCCAGCGUUCACAACCUUUCCAGCUCCAUCCGCAUCCCGAUCACGCCUCCCAAAGAUGUGCCUGUGGAUCUGCACUUGAAAACCUUCGUGGGUUACAGAAGCAGCACCCAGUUCCAUGUAUUUGAACUGACAAGACAGCUGCCCCGAUUCUCCAUGUAUGCGCUGACCAGCCCGGACUCUGCCCGCGAGCCACUCAGCUAUGUCAACUUUGUCAUCGCAGAGCGGGCCCCGAGAGUUGUUAUAUGGCUCAACCAGAACUUUCUGUUACCAGAAGACACUAACAUUCAGAAUGCUCCAUUUCAAGUGUGUUUCACCUCCUUACGGAAUGGUGGCCAGCUGUAUAUAAAAAUAAAACUUAGUGGAGAGAUCACUGUAAAUACUGAUGAUAUUGAUUUGGCUGGUGAUAUCAUCCAGUCGAUGGCAUCGUCUUUUGCUAUUGAAGACCUUCAGGUAGAAGCGGAUUUCCCCAUCUACUUUGAGGAAUUACGAAAGGUGCUAGUUAAGGUGGAUGAGUACCAUUCAAUGCAUCAGAAGCUCAGCGCUGACAUGGCUGAUAAUUCUAAUCUGAUCCGGAGUUUGCUGGUCCGAGCUGAGGAUGCUCGUCUGAUGAGGGACAUGAAAACAAUGAAGAAUCGCUAUAUGGAACUCUACGACCUUAAUAAAGAUUUGAUAAAUGGAUAUAAAAUUCGCUGUAACAAUCACACAGAGCUAUUGGGAAACCUCAAAGCAGUAAAUCAAGCAAUUCAAAGAGCAGGUCGGCUGCGUGUUGGAAAACCAAAGAACCAGGUGAUUACUGCUUGUCGGGAUGCGAUUCGAAGCAACAACACCAACAUGCUGUUCAGAAUCAUGCGGGUGGGGACAGCUUCUUCAUAGGCGAGGAAAGAAUAGGUAAUGAAGUUCCUAGAAAGUGUUUUCCCUAAAAAUUUGCUUUGGAUCACAUCCUGGUGAACCCAAGGUGCUAAGAAUGAAAACCACCUUGGUGAAUUGUACAAAUGAAAGACAAAGCAUUGCUUCUGAAAAGGUUAUUCACUUUCUAUUUUUAAAAUUCAUAGUACAGUUGCCAAAUAAAACUAGGUUUGUAGGGAGGAAGGUGAAUACUUUUGAAACGCUAGGGCCUCAAAGUCCAGUUUUUCUGUAUGUAUGUAAAGUUGGUGUAUAGAUACAUCUUUUUUUUCUAAUUGAAUUUGUAAUUUUAAAAUGGGUUAUCUGCGUUUUCAUUAAAAUUUAAAGGUGUU